Molecule: messenger RNA, 1625 nt
Organism: Ziziphus jujuba (common jujube)
Lineage: Eukaryota; Viridiplantae; Streptophyta; Magnoliopsida; Rosales; Rhamnaceae
Exons: 1
Coding region: 215-1465 (416 amino acids)
Biological process (GO): protein ubiquitination
Cellular component (GO): cytoplasm
Molecular function (GO): ubiquitin protein ligase activity
Source: RefSeq, a predicted model, not a curated record
ACUUGCGUGGUAAGAAAAUUCCAAUUCCAAAACCUCGAAAGCGGAACCUGAACGAAAGAGCCCUAAUAUAUAUAUAAAAAAUAAACCAGAAGAGGGCUCAAACCUACUUUGAAAACCCAAAGUUUCAAUUUUUAUCUGAAUUCUGCAAGAAAGAAAAAAAAAGAAAAGAAAAGAAAAAAGAAAAAGAGAAAGUGUCGAUUUUUUGAAAACCACGAUGGGGGAGAUUUCGUCCUCGGAUCAUCAUCCUCAAGCCCUAGAUCCCCUUCCGCACUGGUCUUGGCACCCGGAUUGCAAUCCCUUCGCCUACUCCACCUCAUUCGUUCGCUCCCCUAUUUCCCUCGUCGACGCCGUCGGUCCCGGUAGCUCCGAUUCCGAUUGGUUCUCCGACACCGAUUCCAGUUCCGACCGCGACGUUAGCUGCUUGGUCACCGAUCUCUUCGACCGCAGCGGCGAAUCGGACCAAACAACAACCACCCAACAGUGGGAUGAUGACUCCGAUGAUUGUGGUGGUGGUUCCGCUUCCUACGAUUGGGGCAUUGGGGGUUUCGAAGACGCUCGCGAAAUUGGGCUGGUCUUCGGAUUGGACUCCCAAAGCAACGGCUCUGUGCAUGAAAUUGGUGAGAAUUCGGGUUCUGAUUUUUGCUCCAAUGGGCUUCGGAUUGUUGGGUUGGAUUCGGAUUCGGAUUCUGAUGAUGGGGUUGUUGAAGUUCUCGGUGUUGAUUCUGGGAAUUAUUCGGUGGUCAACGAUUCGAAUAGACAUCUGAGGUGGGAUAGUGUUUGUUUUGAGGAACAGAGGUCUAUCUAUGAAGAUUUUGAUUGGGAAGAAGUGGAAGGACGGAACAAUGACACAGAAAAUCUUGGAACCGUGUUUGACGAUGAAGUUGAAGAGCAGCUAUCUGUGGCAUCUGGGUACUCCACCAUUGUAGAAGAGCCGCUAGAAGAAGCUGCUCGAAACCUUGAGUGGCAAAUCUUAUUGGCUGUCAAUAAUCUAGCUCUGAACACAAGCUUAGAACGUGAACGUAGUGGUGGUGGUGAUGUAGAUGUUGAUUCCUACUUGGCUGUUCAGGAUGAAAUGUAUACUGUAGAAUAUGAUACCCUUUUUGGGCAAUUCAUCGAAAGUGAAAAUGCUUUGAAGGGUAGCCCACCAGCGGCCAAGAGUGUUGUUGAGAAUCUUCCUUUUGUUAAGUUAACAAUGGAGGAAUUGCAGAAAGAUGAUGUGGUUUGUGCUAUUUGCAAGGAAAAGAUUUUGCUGGAAGAGAAGGUGAAGAAGCUACCUUGUUGUCACUAUUACCAUGGGGAGUGCAUUGAGCCCUGGUUGGGAAUUCGUAAUUCGUGCCCGGUUUGUAGGUAUGAGUUGCCCACCGAUGAUCCAGAUUAUGAGCGAAGGAAGAGUCAAACGGCUUCUCAUGGCAUGUCAAGGAACUCACAGUCACAGGUUAGGCUGAAUUUUGAGAUGUUUGCUUAAAUUCUGUGGAUGUUUUGUACAUUUUCUCCAUGUAAAUAAUCGUUUUUUGGAUGGAGUUGAUAUCGUUGUAAUGAUUUUGAAAUAUCGUAUAGGUUUCUGAUAAUGGUUGUAUUUAUUUGCAAAUUGCAACUCUAAUGGAAAUAGAUUGCGUUUGUUAUGA